AUGUCCCGCCACCCUGCGCUCGGCAGCCCUGCGUCGCGUCAUUUUUUCCUGUGCGUCUUUCUCUUCUUUGCCCUUUCUCAUGUAACGCCUAUCUCGUCUUCGCCGUUUCCGCCGUUCUCCUCUCCUCUGGCUGCCGCUUCUUGCCAGGCUCGUCCGCUCGCAGUGUGCGCCGCCCACCUGCUGAACUCGGCCUCGCGCCCGUGCACUCCGGUGCAAAGAUGGUCAAUCCGCGAAUCUGGUCGCUCUUCGAGCUCGUCGGCCCGGUCCUCUUCUUCCUCUGCGCUAUCUGACACUCCUCCGUCUUUGGGCGCUCGGCUUGUGUCUUUUUCGAGAAAACAGCUUCAUGGCGGUUCUUUGCCGUGCGCCCGCGCCGUCUCAGUGCGUUGGUUUCCCCAGGCCAAGCUUCUGCCCCUCUGUACGCUUCUCCAUUUGCACUGUCUCACCACGCUCUUGUCUUUCACAGCUCUCGGUCUGAACGCGUUGCUUUCCUCGCAGCAUCUCUUGCUCCUCCCCUCGCUUCCGUUCUUCUGGCGGCGCCUCCUCGACAAAAACAACCAGCUGCACGCCUUUAUCCGAGGUGUCAUUACACCUGACCUUCCGGCUGUGCAAGCCACGCUGACCGGCCCUUUUUUCGAGGAGCUCCAGUUCCGAUUUCUUUUGCAGAAAUGCCUGCUCUCUCCGCUGCUUUCGCUUGUGUCCUUUUGGCUCUCAGUUGAGGGCAAGCGGCCGCUUACCUUCUUUCGCGAGCGGCCGAGUCCAUUUCUUUCCGCCGACAACGGCGGAGAGGCGAAAAGCCGGGGUAGACACGCGCAGGCGACAAGACAGUCUUAUCACUGCUCUCCGCAAAGACAGGAAACCAGCCGGAACCGCAAACACUCAACGGGGACAGGCGCCGAACACAACAACCAAUCCGUGGAUCGGGCGCGCGUCAGUCAACGUCUCGGGAAUGCUCUGAGGCGUUCGAGAUUUUCCUCAGAGGGGGAACGUGGUGCCCAUAAGCAGAAGGAGGUCAAGACGGAUACGGAAAGACUGUGCGCGAGUACGAAACAGGAACAAUUCCAAGGAGCGCAAGAGCCCUCUCCUCCGUCGCCUUGUCGAGUUGAAGAAAGGCUCCGCAUUGCAAUCAGUUCGCUCCUGUUCGCGAUCGCGCACUAUGUACCUCCGUCCUCUUCCGAGCUCGACCACCUUGAGUCCAGGCCUCCUACGUCGCACAUUGCGACGCCUUCUCAUUUCCAGGAGCCUUCCGGGCCGAGAAUUUCUUCCACAUCACCUUUAGGCUCGCCUUCUCUCUCCGCCCGUACUCCACAUCGCUCGGGUCUCCUCUCUGCGCCAGUCGAUACUCGCUCUGUGCACGGCCCUUUCCCCUCCCAUCGGUGGCGAAUUGCAGAUUGCAUUGCGGCGAACCGCAUCUUAACUGCCGCCGUCCAAGGCUGCGUUUGGGGCUUUGCGAUGGAAAGAGGCGGUCUCGCGAGCGCCGUGCUUCUUCACGUUCUGCACAACCUCCAACAGUUCGCGCUCCUCUCUGCCUUUCGUUGGUGUGUCUUCCGCAAACAAAGGGAGGCGAAAAAGGGAAGCACGCCUUGA
Neospora caninum is the source of this 1584-nucleotide messenger RNA. RefSeq lists its product as hypothetical. Lineage: Eukaryota; Apicomplexa; Conoidasida; Eucoccidiorida; Sarcocystidae. The record is from RefSeq and is a predicted model, not a curated record. Bases 1 to 1584 code for a protein of 527 amino acids. The transcript has a single exon.